This is a messenger RNA of Zootoca vivipara (common lizard), 4560 nucleotides long. The record is from RefSeq and is a predicted model, not a curated record. Lineage: Eukaryota; Metazoa; Chordata; Lepidosauria; Squamata; Lacertidae.
ACUGACCACCCAGAAAUGGCCGGGGAUCUCCAUCCGUACUGGGUCCUGCCGGGGAACGUUGAGCCAAACGUUCCCCAGCGUCCGGAUCAGGGCAAAGUUUUGGUGAGCCGGCAAGGGGGCCACUCGAAUACGGAAAGAGAGGCAGCACCCAUUGUUUGUUACCAGCACUUCUAUGAGCCGUGCGGCAACACACAGGUACAAGAGAAGCUCACCAAAGGCGGGAGAGAAAAGACAUGCCCAGAGUGCGGGAAGGCCUUUCGGUGGAGGGCUGAAUUGCUCGCCCACAAGAGGAUUCACACCGGAGAGAAGCCGUACGAGUGCCUGGACUGCGGGCGAAGCUUUAGCUACCAAUCCCGCCUCAUCACCCACAAAAAGAUGCACACGGGGGAGAAGCCGUACAAGUGCCCCGACUGCGGGAAGAGCUUCAGCCGGCAGCCGCACCUCAUGUCGCACGAGAGAGUCCACACGGGGGAGAAGCCCUACAUGUGUGCCGAGUGCGGGAGGAGCUUCAGCGACAGGUCUAACCUGAACACGCACAAGAGGACCCACACCGGGGAAAAGCCGUACCGGUGCUCGCACUGUGGGAAGAGCUUCAGCCAGAGCUCCACGUGCAUGAAGCACGAGAGGAUCCACACGGGGGAGAAGCCCUACAAGUGUGGGGAGUGUGGGAAGAGCUUCUGCCAGCGAUCGCAGCUCACCAACCACGAGAGGACCCACAUGGGAGUGAAGCCCUACAGAUGCUCCGUCUGCGGGAAGGAGUUCAGCAGGAGGACGGACCUCGUCACUCAUCAGAGGAGGCACACGGGGGAGAAGCCCUACAUGUGCCUGGAGUGCGGGAAGAGCUUCGGCGCCGGGUCAAGUCUCAGCGAGCAUAAGAAGACCCACACGCGGCAGAAAGCGCAUCGGUGCUCGCACUGCGAGAAAAGCUUUGCUCAUGCUGCCGACUGUACGAGGCACGAAAGAAGCCACGCGACACAGGAGUCGCAAACCGUUGGGUUGGUCCCAGGACUGUCUGUGGGCACUCCGUGUUUAAAUGGCACCUCUGUGAUCAUUUCCUCCUUAUUCCGCUGUGGGAAACCCAAGCGGAGUUUGAAUUUCCCAGGCGCGGCCAAGGCGAAAUCGAAGGAGGAGAAGGGGCGGAAGAAAGCCUUGCAAAAGGGAUCAGAAAGGAAAAUGGCCACCGAGCCAGGAGAUACACUGGCCUUGAGCCUACCGCCCGGUGCUGUGCUAAAGCAGAGGAUGAAAGUGGAGGAGCCGGACCCAGCCGAAGUGGGAAAAGGCCUCGGGAAAGACUCUCGUGCCGUGCAGGAUGGGAGUAUGGGGGAAUUCUGGGAGAGAAACGUGUCGGGCCACGUUAAGCAGGAGCCACAGAAGGGGCUGCAGCAGCCAUGGGAGACCCAGCUGCAGGAGUUCCUCAGAACGAUGGAGUCUUCCCACUCCGACGGGAGAAACCCGCGCCAGAGGACAUUGGCGUUGCGGGAUGAGGCCCAAGUUGGCCUGUCUCCAGGUGACGCCAGGCCACGCCAGGUCCCUUUCCUGCCACAUCCCGGAAGAGAAGCCAAAGAGGAGAGAGAGAUUGGGAAAGUGAAGGAGGAAGAAGCUGCUUCUGAUGCACCGCGGCAAAACUUCCGGCAGUUCAGCUACCAGGAGGGGCCUCGAGAGACUUGCACCCGGCUCCGGGUGCUUUGCCACCGGUGGCUGAAGCCAGAGAGACACACCAAGGAGCAGAUCUUGGAGCUGGUGAUCCUGGAGCAGUUCCUGGCCGUCCUGCCCUCGGAGAUGCAGAGCUGGGUCAAGGAAUGUCGCCCGGAGACCUGCUCCCAAGUCGUUGCCCUGGCAGAGGAGUUCCUAUUGAGGCAGCAGGAGGACGAGAGACUCGGAGGGAAGGAGGCGGUACGGGCCUUCCCUGAGAUGGAACGGGCUCCACCAGAUACCUGGCCGACGCCUCACUUCAGGGAGAUCAAGCAAGAGACUGACAGAGAUGCCACCUUGCUUGCAUGUUCUGCGGGGACACGUCGGAAGGAGAGGAAUCGGUCGGGCAAUCCUGAGGAACUGGAGCCGUUCGUAGCGUUGUCAAGGGAAGAAGAGCAGAACAUCGCUGGUCAAGCGGAGGACUCUGAGAGCCUGCAAGGAAACAAACCAGAAGCACAAGGCGGGAAAUUCAUUAAUUCUGAGGGUGGGUACGAGGACCUUGAUGACAGCAUCAUGCCACAGGCAGCCGCCCUGAAAGGUGGGCGGGAAAACACAGGGGUUCACUUGGGGCAAGUCCUCAGGCUGGGGUCCGAUCUCAUAGUGCACGAGAGGACACUGACAGGAGAGUCCCAGUACAAAUGUUCGGUUUGUUGGAAAACCUUUUGCCGCAGGAACGUCCUCAUCACUCAUCAGAGAAUCCACACCGGGGAGAAGCCGUACAAGUGCUCGGACUGCGGGAAAAGCUUCAGCCAGCGGUCGCACUUGAUCUUGCACGAGAGGACUCACACCGGGGAGAAGCCCUACAAGUGCUCGGACUGCGGGAAAAGCUUCAGCCAGAGGCCCCACCUGGUCAAGCACGAGAGGAUCCACACCGGGGAGAAGCCCUACAAGUGCCCCUACUGUGGGAAGAGCUUCAGCGACCGCUCCACCCUGACGACCCACAAGAGGACCCACACGGGGGAGAAGCCAUACUCCUGCGCCGACUGCGGGAAGAGCUUCAGCGACCGGUCAUCUCUGAUCGCGCACAACCGGACUCACACGGGCGAAAAGCCCUACAAAUGCUCAGAGUGUGGGAAGAGCUUCAGUCACCAGUCGACCCUCAUUCGACACGAGAGGAUCCAUAACGGGGACAAGACCCUGAAGUGUUUGGAAGCUGGGGGAAACACCGUCUCCGUCUUGGGGGCAGAUAAGAGACCCCGCUUGGGGGACAAGCCCCCACUGCCAUGGACCAAUUCUGUGAGCUGGGGAGAGCCUCUGUCUCUGAGCCUCAGCAAUGCCCCUUCUGAAAAAUCGACUGAGGGUGGGGUGGGGGUGGAAAUGGCUGCGGAGUCCAGAGAUACGUCGGCGCCAGGUCUUCAGCAGGCCGAGCGAGAGAAGAGGGUGGGGGAGCAGAACCCCGCGGGGCCCGAGGCGGGGAAAGGCGGAGGGAGGGGCCCUUGUGUCAUCCGUGCGGAGAGCAUCCGGGAUUUCUGGGAAAGAACUGCCCCUGAGGAAGUGAUCCGGGAGCCCCGCAAAGGCCUGCAGCAGCGGUGGGAAUCUCAGCUGCAGGAGUUCCUGAAGGCCUUGGAGUCCCCCCAGGCGGACGGGGGCAGCCCACAACUCCCAAGAAACAGUGCGCAGACUUCCCUGCCCCCUUUUGAUGGAAUGGCUGCCACCAGCCGGCGGCCUAGGUGGGAGCCAGACCCCCAAACCCUGCCUCGUCGGAGCGGAGGAGCCUCCCAGGCCGAGAGGGGCCUCCUGGCCAAAGACAAGCCGGACUGCAGGAAGGCCCAGGAGGCUGCCAGCUCACGUGAAGAGUGCCGCCUCUUCCGGCAGUUCGGCUACCAGGAAGCGGAAGGGCCCCGCGAAGCUUGCCGGCACCUCCGGAGGCUUUGCCACCAGUGGCUGAAGCCGGAGAGGCACACCAAGGAGCAGAUCCUGGAGCUGGUCAUCCUGGAGCAGUUCCUGGCCAUCCUGCCCACGAAGAUGCAGAGCUGGGUCCGGGAGUGCAGCCCCCAGACCUGUACCCAGGCAGUGAUCCUGGCGGAAGAUUUCCUGCUGAGGCGGCGGGAGGACGAGGGGCGGGUGGGAGAGCAGCAGACAAUCCGCCCAUUUGCGGAGGAAGACUCUGCGGAGAAGGCUCCUCCGAACACCUGGCAGAGGCCGCUGCUUGGCGGGAUGAAGGAGGAAAGCGAAGGAGACGCCCCCUUGCUGCCAGGUGACGAGAAGUUGUGCAGCCCGGAGAAGAAUGACCCGGAAGCUUCCGGAGAGCUGGAGCCACGUUGGAUGUUGUCUGGAAGGGUCGAACAGACCGUUCCCCACUGCCCCGGUCCAGGGGAACCUUCCGAGAUGCUGUACGGCGGGAUCUGCCUGGAGCGAGAAGCAGGGAAGUUCAUCAACUCCCAGGGGACGUACGAGGACUUGGACGAGAGCGCCAUGCAGCCGGGGACUCUCCUCCUCCCCGGCGAGAGGGAUAAUGCCUGCCACGUGUGCGGGAAGGUCUUUCGGCGGCGCUCCAACCUGAUCGCGCACGAGAGGAUCCACUCGGGGGAGAGGUGGUACAACUGCUCUGAGUGCGGGAAGAGCUUCGUCAGCCGGGCCGCCUUCCUCAUCCACCAGCGAGUGCACACCGGAGAGAAGCCCUACAAGUGCUCCUACUGUGGGAAGGGCUUCAACACGGGCUCCAGCCUCAUCCGCCACAAGAGGAUCCACACGGGGGAGAAGCCCUACAAGUGCCCCGAUUGCGGGAAGCGCUUCAACGACUACUCCAACUUCAUCGUCCACAAGAGGAUCCACACGGGAGAGAAGCCCUACGAGUGCUCUGUCUGUGGCAAGCGCUUCAGCGACAACUCCAACUUCAUCAAGCACCACCACUGAGAGGUUGGCGGG